AUGUCAAUUUUAAUCAAUGGUUCACCCUCACCGGAAUUUCAAACACAAAAAGGGCUAAGGCAAGGCGAUCCACAAUCUCCUUUUCUCUUUAACAUACUCGGGGAGGCCCUCAACAUAAUGCUAGAACGAGCGAAGGAUCGAAAUAUUAUUAAAGGAACCAAAUUGGGGAGUAACGGUGUCAAUAUUUCUCAUUUACAACUUGAGGACGAUACAAUUCUUUUUUGCAAUAAUGACCCGGAGGAGAUGGCAAACAUUAAAAGAAUAUUAAGGUGCUUUCAAUUGAUGUCUGGCCUGAAAAUUAACUUCUCGAAGAGCUCCCUCUGUGGUGUCAACAUUCCACUUCAAGCAACUUAUUCCUUGGCCCAGAUCAUGGGCUGUAAAGUGGAGCAGCUACCGAUCAAAUAUCUCGGGUUGUCGUUGGGUGCUAAUCCGGGGAGGAUUAAAACUUGGGACUCUGUCAUUGAAAGGACUGAGAAGUUGUUGAAUAUUUGGCGUUCUCGUUGUAUUUCAACUGGGGGAAGGUUGACUCUUAUGAACUCAAACACUGCAAACAUCCCCAUUUAUUUCAUGUCCCUGUUUAAAAUGCCUGCAACUGUUGCGAGGAAGUUGGAGAAACUCCAAAGACAAUUUUUCUAG
Messenger RNA from Rhododendron vialii, 636 nucleotides. RefSeq lists its product as uncharacterized. The coding region runs from base 1 to 636 and encodes 211 amino acids. NCBI's taxonomy places the organism in Eukaryota, Viridiplantae, Streptophyta, Magnoliopsida, Ericales, Ericaceae. The record is from RefSeq and is a predicted model, not a curated record. The transcript has a single exon.